GCGUUUCUUCAAUGCCUCUCUCUUCCGCAAAACCCCUCGAAGACUGCAGAAAAUGCAGAGUAGAGUGUAGGCGAACAAGGGGAUGAUACAAAUCAAGCAUUGAAAAGGCUCAAAGAGUGCAGAAAUGGCAGCUCGCAUUGCCUCCUCCAGAUCCCUCUCCUCAUUCCUUUUCUCUCCUAGAGUAAACCCAUUUUCUCCGGCCUACUUCUCCACAAACUUCGUUGGUGAUUCCCCAGUUCUCGUUAGGGAUUUUAUUCGUGCGGCUUUGUAUGAUCCAGAAUAUGGAUAUUUUUCUCAAAGAUCGGACUCAGUUGGAGUGCUUGAUCGAAGCAUUAAGUUCAAUCAGCUCGACGGCCGGAAAGCUUAUACAAAGCACGUGGAUGCUAUCUACAAGCAGAACGAUAUAUCUUGGUUUACCCCUGUGGAGCUUUUUAAGCCUUGGUAUGCCCAUGGAAUAGCUGAAGCAAUUCUCCGGACUACUAACCUAUCUGUUCCACUAAAAAUAUAUGAGAUCGGAGGUGGAUCAGGAACCUGUGCGAGGGGUGUAAUGGAUUACAUAAAAGUGAAUGCACCUUCAAGAAUUUAUGAUAGUAUGCAAUAUAUUUCAGUGGAAAUUAGUUCUUCGCUGGCCAAAAAGCAACUGGAAACUGUCGGAGAAGUUAGUAGCCACGCGAAAAAGUUCAGGGUAGAAUGCCGUGAUGCUGCUGAUCCAGGUGGAUGGGGUUCUGAGCAACAACCGUGUUGGGUGAUAAUGCUGGAGGUGCUUGAUAAUCUUCCACACGAUCUAAUCUAUUCUAAGGAUCAAGUCUCACCUUGGAUGGAAGUUUGGGUUGAAAAAAGACAUGACAAUCCCGAACUCUCUGAGCUGUAUAAGCCUUUGGAAGAUCCACUUAUUGAAAGUUGCAUGGAAAUCCUGGAUUUGGCAAAAGACGGUAAACCUCAUGGAAGCAGGAUGGGUUCAAUCGCUCAAAGUUUUUUGGCUAAAGUUUUCCCGAGGCCUCGAAGAUGCUGGCUACCAACCGGUUGUUUAAAACUCCUACAAGUUCUACAUGGCGCUUUACCAAAGAUGUCCUUAAUCGCAUCCGAUUUCACUUACCUUCCUGAUGUAACAAUACCAGGCGAACGCGCCCCUCUCGUUGCCAGCAAGAAAGAUGGCACUAACUCAGAUCAUAACAGUUACCUGGAUGCCAAGGGUGAUGCCGAUAUAUUUUUUCCAACGGACUUUUGCCUUCUGGAAAAUAUUGAUCACUAUUGCUCUGGAUGGUUAAAGCCAACAGAAGCUAAACCAUUGAAGAAAGGAAAGAAGAGGCGAACUCUUAUGCUUGAUACAUCAUCUUUUAUGGAAGAAUUCGGCAUUCCUUCGAAGACGAGAACCAAAGAUGGAUACAAUCCGAUGCUGGAUGAUUUCAAGAACACCAAGUUCUACCUGAGCGUUCCAACACAUAACACAAAGUAGACUGAUGGGAUCCUCUUCCAUUUGUUUGGUUGAAACCACAGAUCACAAAAUGUUGAAGCAUUAGUAAUAGCGUAAGCUGCUUUAGAUUGACGAGAACUAUGCUUUUCCCAUAUUCAAAGAAUGAUAUAGGCGGCUAUAUAUAUUGCUACAAGAUUUUCAUAUGAAUGGUUAUUUGUAGUUUCUUUGAUUAUUUGCUUGUUUGUGAUGAUCUUAGAAUAAAUAUUAGUAUUAGUAUUUGUUGUA
Messenger RNA from Salvia splendens (bonfire salvia), 1699 nucleotides. RefSeq lists its product as uncharacterized. The transcript is spliced from 15 exons. Gene Ontology annotation, molecular function: protein-arginine omega-N symmetric methyltransferase activity. Gene Ontology annotation, cellular component: mitochondrion. The coding region runs from base 125 to 1456 and encodes 443 amino acids. Lineage: Eukaryota; Viridiplantae; Streptophyta; Magnoliopsida; Lamiales; Lamiaceae. The record is from RefSeq and is a predicted model, not a curated record.